AUGAUGGAAAUGAACAGAGUCGUGACACUGGAGUUUUCUCUGGGAAUCUUUCACUGGAUGUUACCGAUAGUACAAACUACAAAAUGGAAUACUAGCCGAAGUGGAUUAUGUGGAAUAAGGUUUAAAAAGUUUGACGGAUCUAUCGAUUUAGACCCCUACGAUACCAUAUCACUAAAAAUCAAAGGAGAUGGGAGGAGUUAUAUAUCUACUAUUUACACUGAAAAUUGUAUAAACUCGUCUGGACAAAUGGAAGAUAAUUCAUGGCAAGCUUUUGUGUCUGUGCAUAAACACAUCUGGAUUCCAUUGGCGCAUUACCUUCGAACAUGGAGAGGGAAUGUAAUUGAGGCAGAUAUAGAAAUGAAUCCAUCAAGAGUUGUUGGAAUGUCAUUCUAUGUGAAUGCUGAAGGUGGUGUACCUGGUGCACAAACUGUGAAAAUUGAUUGGAUCACAGCCUUGAGAACUCAAUGA
Lactuca saligna is the source of this 468-nucleotide messenger RNA. The record is from the annotation of a GenBank genome assembly. NCBI's taxonomy places the organism in Eukaryota, Viridiplantae, Streptophyta, Magnoliopsida, Asterales, Asteraceae.